Messenger RNA from Phascolarctos cinereus (koala), 3473 nucleotides. It is a transcript of the gene CD151, whose product is annotated as CD151 molecule (Raph blood group). The record is from RefSeq and is a predicted model, not a curated record. NCBI's taxonomy places the organism in Eukaryota, Metazoa, Chordata, Mammalia, Diprotodontia, Phascolarctidae. Gene Ontology annotation, biological process: cell migration. Gene Ontology annotation, cellular component: plasma membrane.
UCCCACCCUGGGAAGGACUGGCCUUGGAAGCUGGCCACUCCCCCCAGCAUAUCCCUUCUCAUCCUCCAGCCCCAGAGUGGGCCAAGCCCACCUGGGCUAGAAGUCAGUGACUUGCCCAGCUGUAGAGGUCCCCUCAAACCAGGUGCACAGGAAGGCCUUGGAAGAGGCACAUGGCUGAUAACCAGGCUCCAGGGUGGGGAGCACCUAGAACUGGGCAGGGCAGGCUGCUGGGCUGGGACCAGGGGGCUAAAGUCCAAGUGAGGGUAGAACUGAAUCUGCUUUGCUGCCACAGCAGGGAAACUGAGUCAGAUCGGUCAGCUAACACUGAUGGAGCACCGAGGGUGUGCCAGGCACAGUCUGGGCAUGGGGGCACAAAGGUAACAGACAAACCCAGCCCUCAGGAGCUCCGUGUCAGCUGGAGGCUCAGACGUGGGGCUGUGCUCUCAGCUCACCCUCUUCCUCUCCCCAAGGAGAAACCCAGGUUCCUGCUUCUCAGGCCUGGGACAGGGCUCCUGCAGCCCCUCCCUUCCCACUUUUUGUCCAAAAAACCACUCGUAGGAGUCAAGUACCCACUGGCAGGGGGGAGGGUUUGAGCCAGAGAAGACCCUGGCCAGGGCCCUGACAGCUGCCCCUGCCCGGGGUGUGAAAGGCUCACUAGAGAGUCAGGGGAACAGUGGGCCUGGCAGAGACCCUGGAGGGCACUUGCAGAAGCUUAUGUUCAAUAGAUGCUGGGGGUCCAUGGUGGUGCCAUGCUCAGCGGGAGGGGCCCUUCCAGACACAGCAGCUCCCAGCCCCCCAGGCUGGAAGGGCCUUGUCUGAGGUCACCCAGUGAGCAGCUGAGCAGGAAGGGCCAGGAGGGAGUGGGUACAGGGGACUCUGGCGGGCUGUGGUCAGCAGGACUUGAUCGCUGGCUGGAGGGCGGCUGUCUUUUUCUCACCUCUUCCCCUUGUGUACUUUCCUUCUCCCCCGGGACCAGUUGAUGCCUGCCCUGUUCUGCUCCCCUUGGCUGGGCCCAGCUCUGACGUGGUUCCUAGGGAAUGCAGUGCAGGGGAGGGGCCAAGAGAGGAGCCUGGGCCACGUGGGGGCCCCCGGCCAGCCAGGCCAGCAGCUGUGAUCAGGCCGGGCCUGAUCCCCUCUGUGGGGGAAAUGAGCUAGAGAGAACCUGAUCCCUUGGGCCAGCGUGUGGGAGCGCCGUGCCCCGCCCUGCCCUGUCCUGCCCUGGCCUGGCGUUUCCUCUUCCUCCGGACUCCAGGAUUCCUCUGGGGCUGAGGAAAUGAACGUGGCCUGAGAUUCUGGAUCGAGGAGGAGGGGUCUUCCCUUUGACUAGGAGCCCCUCUCCCCACCUUGGGCUGUCAAAAUGGGUGAAUAUAACGAGAAGAAGGAGACAUGUGGUACCAUCUGCCUGAAAUACCUGCUCUUCACUUUCAACUGCUGCUUCUGGCUGACCGGCCUGUCCGUCAUGGCCGUGGGCAUCUGGACGCUGGCCCUCAAGAGUGACUACAUCAGCCUCCUGGCUUCCAACACUUACCUGGCCACGGCGUACAUCCUGCUGGUGGCUGGGGCUGUGGUCAUGGUGACAGGAAUCCUGGGCUGCUGUGCCACCUUCAAAGAGAGGCGCAAUCUGCUUCGGCUGUACUUCUUCCUCCUGCUCCUCAUCUUCCUGCUUGAGGUCAUCGCGGGCAUCCUGGCUUACAUCUACUACCAGCAGCUGAGUGCCGAGCUGAAGGAUACCCUCAAAGAUACCAUGGUCCAGAAAUACCACCAGCCUGGCCACGAAGGGGUGACCGUGGCUGUGGACAAGCUGCAGCAGAAGUUCCACUGCUGCGGGAGCAACAAUUCCGGGGACUGGCAGGAGAGUGUGUGGAUUCGGUCCGGGGAGGCGGAGGGCCGAAAGUUUCCCGAUAGCUGCUGUAAGACCAUCGUGGAAGGCUGCGGUCAGCGGGACCACGCGUCCAACAUCUACAAAGUGGAGGGCGGCUGUAUCACCAAACUGGAGAAGUUCAUCCAGGAGCACCUGAGCAUCAUUGGGGCCAUGGGCCUGGGCAUUGCUGGUGUGCAGAUCUUUGGAAUGAUUUUCACCUGCUGUCUGUACAAAAGCCUGAAGCUGGAACAUUACUAGGGUGUGCAGGGGCCAGGGGCAUCGUCCCACCUGCCUCCACGCUAAGUUAUUGCCGCCUUUCUUUAUCACUUUAUACUCAGGCCCUGUGUAAAUCUACUGACGGGGGGGGGGGGGGGGGGGGGGCGGGAACGGCAGGGAGCCGUAGCCCUGCCUGCCUCUGCCCCCACCUGCCAACAGCCCUGCACCCAUUUUACAGAUGGGUGCCCCCUGGGCAGCCAGGCCCGGAUGUGGCCUCCACCGGUGGGGGGGCGGCCCCUGCCCCUCCUGAUGCACUGGAGACCCAACCCUGCCUUGGUGGGUUAGAUGCUGGGAGGGAACAGGGCUGGGUCCCCUGAUUUAGGGUGGGGGAGCUGAGCUCCUAGCCUCAGCCCUGUGACUGCAGGGCUGCACUCAAGUGCCUUUACACAGGCCCCAGUUAGACUGUCUGUGCCUUGGCAGGGGAGGAGGGUCCGUGUCCCGCUCGCCCACCCUGGGGGAGGCCAGUGUGUCCUCCUUGUUGGGGCUGGUGGGUGUGGACCGGGUCAGUGGGUCCCCAGGCUCCCACAGAGUUGGUUAGAUAGAUUGCCGUGGGUGGGAGGGUUUGGACUGUGGAGAUGGCCAUGGGGGUGCCUUCCAGCUCUGUGACUGUUGAAGUAAAGCCCUGUCCUGGCUGUCCAUCAGCUGGUCCCUUUCUUGGGCGGAUGAGGUGGGUGGGGUAUGGGUCCAACAGGGCCCAGGUGUGGCUGGGAUGGGGGAGAGCGCCAAGCCCAGGACUGGGGCCGUGGUGACCAUCCCCGUGCACACACUGUGGUAUCUGCUGCAGCCGCCCACUGUAUGCCAGGCACAUCAGACACCUUUGAGGAGCUCACGUGUGCAUGCAUCCGAGAGGCCUGGACUGGAGAGCUUGGGGAGCAGGGGUCGGGGUGGCCCACUGGAGGGGGCUGGGGCAGAGGCCAGGUGGGGGCAGGGCCCCAUGGGGCUUGAGAUGCCAGCAGUGUCUAGAAACAAGAGGUGGGCAGCAGCUGGGAUGCGGGCGCAGAGGGUCUGCCCGAGGCAGUGAAGGAGGAGCCCGGGCGGUGAAUCCUGCCCUAAACAGCAAGAGGCAAGUUUGGAGGAGGGGAGGGGCACAUUUUGUAUGAACAGGGUAGCUAAGGGAGUCAGAGAGACCCCAGUUCAAAUCCAGCUCCUGCCUCCAGCUUCCUGCUUGUGACUUCACUGCCACUUGCCUGCUUCCCCAUCUGUAAGAUGGGCACAAGGACAACCCUCCCUCCCAGGGUGGCUGUGAUGACGAGCCACCAUUCCCGUCGAGCCCUCUCCGUCUGGCUGGUUUGUCUUAGCCGUCUAAUCGGACAAUACAACCUUCUUUUUAUUCCUU